UUUUCUUCUCCUCUUUCCUUCAUUUUGGUGUGGGUGGGAAAUUCACCUUCGAGAACCCAAAAAAAUUCGUUUUUUGAUUUUCAGUAGCUGUUCAUCUCCUCUUUCACUCUCUCUCUCGCAGCUCAAAACCCCCCAUCACUAAUUAUCUUCUUUUGAUUUUGCCUCUGGAAAUUUCCCUGCAAAAUCUGUUCUAGGGUUUUCGUUUUGCUGUCAAUUUGCGCGGUUUUUGUAUUUGGGAUCGCAAGCUUGUUGAAGCUGCUUCAAAGCUCCAGCGAAUUCAAGCUGCAAUUCGGAAACCGAAAUUUUCAGUCAGGGAAAGAGCUAUGGAUGCUGAUUCGUGGACUGCUCGCCUUUCUUCUGCUUCUAAGCGAUACCAAUCUGCUCUUCUAUCACGAUCUGGUUUAGGUAUGUUCACGGGGUUUGAAGAACUUGAAGGGGAUGAUGAUAUAAGGGAGGAGUUCCCGUGCCCGUUCUGCUCAGAAUAUUUUGAUAUAGUUGGAUUGUGCUGUCACAUUGAUGAAGAGCAUCCUAUCGAGGCAAGGAAUGGGGUGUGUCCAGUCUGUGAAAUGAGGGUGGGAGUUGACAUGGUUGCGCAUAUAUCCCUGCAGCAUGGAAACAUUUUCAAGAUGCAGCGGAAGAGAAAAUCUCGUAAAGGUGGUUCACACUCAACGCUCUCUUUGUUGAGGAAAGAGCUUCAAGAAGGAAAUUUGCAAUCUCUUUUUGGGGGUUCUUCAUGUUUAAUUACCUCUUCCAACGCAGCGCCUGAUCCACUUCUGUCAUCGUUUAUUCUACCGUUGUCUGAUGACUAUGGCAGUGUUCAACCUCACUUGUCGGCUGAGUCAAGCUCCGCAAAGAGUAAUUCACAAGAGAAAUUAUCAGAACGAAUCGUCCCGCCAUCACCCCUGUCCAUGCAGGAUAAGGAAGAGAAAGCAAAACGAUGCGCGUUCGUACAGGGGCUGUUAAUGUCCACCAUCCUUGAUGAUAAUUUAUGAAGAGUGGUUGAAAAACAUCAAAGUUGGCUGCUGCUAUAGUGGAUGUAAAAUUCACAACAGGCCCCUUGGUUUACUUGUAGCUCUCAAAAAUACUAGUAUGCUUCAAUGAGAGUGCCAAAAUAAGGUGUAGUGUAAUUUAUGUUGUUUGUAAAACACCAAUUCUUAGGCCUGACUAAGACUUCCAUUUUCACUCUUUAAAUUUAUUAUGGUCAUGCUUAAGUAAAA
Molecule: messenger RNA, 1217 nt
Organism: Momordica charantia (bitter melon)
Lineage: Eukaryota; Viridiplantae; Streptophyta; Magnoliopsida; Cucurbitales; Cucurbitaceae
Source: RefSeq, a predicted model, not a curated record